Messenger RNA from Sphenostylis stenocarpa, 1644 nucleotides. NCBI's taxonomy places the organism in Eukaryota, Viridiplantae, Streptophyta, Magnoliopsida, Fabales, Fabaceae. The record is from the annotation of a GenBank genome assembly.
AUGGCAAGCAUUGUGGAUGUGUAUGGACCACACAAAGUUGAACAGAAGAGAAAAUUCCAAUCUCCCUAUAUAAGUGGAGGUUCUAUCUCUGCAGAGUUCAGUGUGUAUAACGCUUUUGGUUCAUUGGCUGAGAAGAAAGCAUAUUCAAUGGUUAUCACAUCCACUGCCACACACCCAGAUGCUCAUGAUGAGUGUAUUUCCUCUACUUUUGCUUCCAGAUAUGUGCGACAAUCUAUUCCCAAGUUCAAGAUGCCAGAGAAUUCCAUACCAAAGGAUGCUGCUUAUCAGUUAAUAAACGACGAGUUGAUGUUGGAUGGCGCACCAAGGCUCAAUUUGGCCUCAUUUGUGACCACUUGGAUGGAGCCUGAGUGUGACAAGCUCAUAAUGGCCUCACUCAACAAGAACUAUGUUGACAUGGAUGAGUACCCUGUCACCACUGAGCUUCAGAAUCGGUGUGUCAAUAUAAUAGCAAAUCUAUUCAAUGCUCCUCUAAGUGAAGAAGAGACUGCAGUAGGUGUGGGAACUGUGGGAUCAUCAGAGGCAAUAAUGUUAGCAGGUCUGGCUUUUAAAAGGAAAUGGCAGACAAAGAGAAAAGCAGAAGGAAAACCAUAUGAUAAGCCCAACAUUGUUACUGGGGCCAAUGUGCAGGUUUGUUGGGAAAAAUUUGCAAGGUACUUUGAGGUAGAGCUCAAGGAAGUGAAACUCACCGAGGGAUACUAUGUGAUGGACCCUGUGAAAGCAGUUGAAAUGGUGGAUGAGAACACCAUUUGUGUUGCAGCCAUUUUGGGUUCAACUAUGACCGGAGAGUUUGAGGAUGUGAAGCUUCUCAAUGAACUUCUCACUGAAAAGAACAAGAAGACAGGUUGGGAUACCCCAAUUCAUGUAGAUGGUGCCAGUGGGGGAUUUAUUGCCCCAUUUCUCUAUCCUGAUCUUGAAUGGGAUUUUCGUCUGCCAUUGGUGAAAAGCAUCAAUGUUAGUGGUCACAAGUAUGGUCUUGUCUACCCCGGUGUUGGUUGGGUUGUCUGGAGGAGUAAGGAUGACUUGCCAGAUGAACUUGUUUUUCACAUAAAUUAUCUUGGAUCUGAUCAGCCAACUUUCACAUUGAAUUUCUCCAAAGGAUCCAGUCAAAUUAUUGCUCAAUAUUACCAAUUUAUUCGGCUUGGCUUUGAGGGUUACAAAAAUAUCAUGGAAAAUUGCUGGGACAAUGCAAGAACACUGAGGAAAGGAAUUGAGAAAAUAGGAAGGUUUAACAUCAUCUCUAAGGACAUAGGGGUGCCACUUGUGACCUUCUCCUUGAAAGACAGUAGCCAACACACAGUGUUUGAGAUAGCAGAUCAGCUGAGAAAAUUUGGCUGGAUUGUUCCUGCCUACACAAUGCCACCAGAUGCACAGCACAUCGCGGUCCUCAGGGUAGUGGUCAGGGAGGAUUUCAACCAUGGCUUGGCUGAGAGACUUGCUGCAGACAUAGACAAGGUUGUGAAGCUCUUAGACACACUCCCUAGCCUCACAACCAAAGCCACUCAUGUCACACCCAUCACCAGUGAGACUGAUGAGAAGAUCAAGAAGAGUGCAGUAGAGACUGAAAGAGACAUUGCUGUGUACUGGAAGCGACUUGUGGAGGGGAAGAGACAUGGAGCAUGCUAG